UCACGCAGUCAACAAAAAAAUAAAAAUCAUGAGAUCAAAAAUUCUGAUAGCCAACAAAAUAGAGAUACAAAUUGUAUGGCAAUACUUACCUUUAAAUUAGAAAAAUCUAAUAUUGGAAAUUCACAUCCACUUGAAAUUAAUCUUCAUUAUAUGCAUAAUCAUUUGCCAAGUCAUAUGAUAGCUAUAGCAAAACAUAUUUAUGAAGAUAAAUUACACUUAUCUGCAACAAAUAAUGAUGAGUUUAUACAUCUACUAGCUGAUCAGAUAAAGAAUCCAGAUAGUAAUUUUUUGCAACAUCUUUAUAAUCAAUUCUGCCUUGCACAACUUGGUGAUAGAAAUGGGAAAGGAAUAUUUGAGCAACUACAAGAAAUGGUUAUCAAAUAUAAUAAUACAAAUAAUAGUGAA
Molecule: messenger RNA, 405 nt
Organism: Racocetra persica
Lineage: Eukaryota; Fungi; Glomeromycota; Glomeromycetes; Diversisporales; Gigasporaceae
Source: the annotation of a GenBank genome assembly